UUACAUGCUAAUUGCUAUUCUACUCGAUUGUUGUGCCUUAGCACCGGUUAGCACUGCGCUCGAUGACGUCACCUCCCCUGCGCGAGUAUGCGCAGCUGUGAACACGCAGUGAUACAGUAAAUGGUUUUAUUUUUUUAUUACAGGAUGUAUUGAACAGCUGCAGCCGGCAAUUCCGAUCACUGAGAGAACAGAAAACAUGGACAAAGGGAACCAUGGUAUUUCUCAAUUUGAUCAAUUUCUGUCAAGUCAAGAAUCAUCUGUGGUGAACAAGUUCCGGCAGAAAUACUGGAAAACCAAGCAAACUUUAAUCAAAGUCACUGGAAAGAAGGAGGAUGAACAUGUCGUUGCAUCAGACGCGGAUCUGGACGCUAAACUUGAGGUGUUUCAUUCGGUACAAAGAACGUGCAUGGAGCUCCUGAAGGUGAUUGAACAAUAUCAAAGAAGGAUUACAUUUUUAUCACAGGAGGAGAAUGAACUGGGUCGGUUCUUGCGCUCACAAGGCUCUCAGGACAAAAGUCGAGCUGGAAAGAUCAUGCAGGCUACUGGAAAAGCUCUCUGCUUCUCUUCACAGCAAAGACUGGCAUUACGGGGUCCGUUGAGUCGUCUGUACCAGGAAGUGGAAACCUUCCGUUACCGGGCGAUCUCUGACACGUGGCUGACAGUGAACCGCAUGGAGCAGUCACGGACAGAGUACAGAGGAGCUCUGCUCUGGAUGAAGGACGUCUCUCAGGAACUGGACCCUGACACACACAAGCAGAUGGAAAAAUUUCGUAAGGUUCAAACUCAGGUGCGUCUCACCAAGACAAGUUUUGACAAACUGAAGAAUGAUGUGUGUCAGAAAGUCGAGCUGCUCGGAGCCAGUCGCUGCAAUCUGCUCUCGCACGUCCUGACAACCUAUCAGACCACAUUAUUACAUUUUUGGGAGAAGACGUCUCACACUAUGGCUGCUAUUCACGAGAGCUUCAAAGGCUGUCAUGACAUUUCAACACUGGUGGGCUCAGAUCAGGGCACAAAGAAAAAGCUGAAGAAGAAAACGAAGCCGAAGGCAGAAGAUGAGGAGACGAGACAGAGUACAGAUGAGAUGCUCAUUUCAAUCGAAGAAGAAAAUCACAGCAGGAUAUAUACACAAACAGGAGAGGACGAGUGUUUCUCGUCCAGUCAGGAGAAGGAUGUGUUGAGUCUGUUGAAUGAGAUUCUGGGCAGCAGUUCUCUGGAGGAGGGGGGUUUCUCACAGGAGUGGCAGGAGGUGUUCGGUGAAAAUGAGCCGGCCAGUAAUAACAGAGCCGAGGUCCAGCCGGAGGAGGAGUCAGCGUUCUUUCUGCCUUCUAAACUACUCGACCAGAACAUGGUCUCAGGUUGGCCAACAGCCGUUCCACAGAAUCCAUCUGAAAACACGGCUGGCCAGAUCUCUUCCAGACCUACAGCACGAGAUCAAAGCUCAAAAGAUCUCUCCGCUUGGUUCAACCUGUUUGCUGAUCUGGAUCCGCUGUCGAACCCAGAUGCGAUUGGUCGAACAGAUGAGGAACGGGAGCUGCUUAAUGCGUAAUCAUCUGUUACAGAUGCUCGUGUCAUAUGGACCACAAAACCAGUCAAAAGUAGCACAGGAACAUUUGUAGCAAUAGCCAACAAUACAUUGUAUGGGUCAAAAUGAUCGAUUUUUCUUUUAUACGACAUUUAGUAAAGUUCAUGUUCCAUGAAGAUAUUUUGUCAUUUUUGUGAGUGGAUGCAGCAAAAUCGCAAACAAAAUGGCCAGAAACGCGCCUACGAACUUCACUCGCUGCUGCCAGCUCUUUGGGAAUUACCCACUCACGUUUGGUAUCUCUGUAAAGCGAAGAAUUUCAGGUUCAUUUACUCUCCACAACGUCAUUACAGCGGUUAGCCAAUAGAGAGCGUUAAAACCAACCUGUUUCUUCUUAGCAACGGCCUGCUACAGCGCCUCUGAUGGACAACUUUAAAGACCAUUUUCUCAAUAUUUCGAUUUUUUGCACCAUCAGAUUCCAGAUUUUCAAACAGUUCUAACACUCGGCCAAACCAUACAUCAAUGGAAAGCUUAUUUAUUCAGAUGUGUAAAUCUCAAUUUCAAGAAAUUGACCCACAAGGUUUUGUGGUCCAGGGUCACCUAUAUACAACACUGCACAUGUGUAAGAGACCUACAAAUGCCUGUAUUAGACUUGUAUCAGACAUGACUUUUUUAUAUUAUCGAUGAACCUAUUUCAUGAAAAUCAUUUUUGCUGCCAAAGUACUUCAACAAUAUUUGCUCUGCCUUGAUUUGAUGUCUCUUUCCAUCGCUAGUAUUAUUGAGGCAGUUGCCAUAACUUUUUGUGUAUUAACUUGUGUUGGUUUUGUACACUGUAAUAUUGCAAGUAUCCAUAUUUGUAUCAUUAUUUAUUUAAAAUAUUUAGCCUCGGUUAAGCAUGAACGAAAGAUGUGGAGAAUAGUUUUUGCAAAUGUUAUUUAUAAACAUAAAACUUGACAUAUCUUAGUUUAGUGCCAUCAACUUAAACUAAUGCCGCACUUCAAAAGCCUUAAAUAUGACAGAGGUUAAUUUCAUGAAUUCAUUUAUCUAAGAAAAGUUAACUCAUUCAGGCUGAAAUUGGAAACGCAGCUAUUGAUAAGUCAAAGGGCACAACAGUAACCGGACUCUUUUCUGUGGUCUUGAUUCUGAAAGUUACUGUUCAUAAGAAAAAUGAGUUACAAACCAAACCAAGAGAUGGAUCAUUUUAUCCCAUGAAGCACUGCAAAUGACAUAAAUCAUAGCUGACGCUACAAUAUAAAACUUUUAUUGACUAUAACAUUUUGCAUGAUUGCAAUGGGCAGAGGCUUUUAUCCAAAACGAUUAGCAGUAAAUUCAAUCUACACAUUUUUAUGAGUUUGUGCGUUGCUUGGGAAUUGAACUCACGAAUAUAACAUAAAAAGUCGUAAAAUGCAAUAUAUUUGAAUGUAUUUGAAGUUUAUUGCAAAAGAUUUAAAUACACAAAGGUGUUUAGGAGUGUGGGAAGACUCGACCCAUUGUUAUUUGCAUUGCAUCAUGGGAUUUCCCUAUUUUACCUUAACAGCAUCAAAUAUGAUUUAUGACUCUCUAAUUAUUAUUUUUUAAAUGAAGUUGUAAAUCACAUAGCAUUAUAUAUACGUGAAGUAUUGUAGGUCUGUGUUAAAAGUUCAAACAUUACCGGCGAAACAACUGCAAAAAAUACAAAUUAAUUAUUUUCUUCUGGAAUACUGUUGUGCCCUGUUGUUCCAUUGGUGUUAGGAACACAAUUUCAAAUGUUGGUUACUGGUUGGUCAAAGUGAAUUAUGCACUUAUUUGUGUUACAUUUUUGCCAAAUUUUGCCUGAGAAUAUGGGUCCCAUGUACUAGGUAUUUUAAGCUUCAUUUGUCAAAUAUGCAGAAUCUAAAAUUAUUCUGAACCUGCAUAUAAACACUAUUGAAUAAAAUAUUCAUGUAUCGUAUUAAAACAUUAAUUCACAGUACAAUGGGACCAAACAGCCUUACUGAGUUCUUAUCAAUGCUGAUUUGGAAAAAAAACAUAUUAUAAUAUUUACAAAGUUAUAUGUUGUACUAUUUUAAAGCACUAUGUAAUACCUAUGUUUUAUGCAUUAAUAUGCUGUAAUUAAAUAGCAUGAAACGAAUUAGAAAUAAAAGAGAA
This is a messenger RNA of Triplophysa rosa, 3646 nucleotides long. RefSeq names its product islet cell autoantigen 1 (gene ica1). Gene Ontology annotation, molecular function: protein domain specific binding. Gene Ontology annotation, biological process: regulation of transport. The coding region runs from base 197 to 1546 and encodes 449 amino acids. Gene Ontology annotation, cellular component: Golgi apparatus. NCBI's taxonomy places the organism in Eukaryota, Metazoa, Chordata, Actinopteri, Cypriniformes, Nemacheilidae. The transcript is spliced from 13 exons. The record is from RefSeq and is a predicted model, not a curated record.